GAAGACGAGCGCGAGACGACAAAAGACCAAGUAACGCCAAAAUCACGAAAAAUUCAAUAUUGCGCUUCUCCAAAUUAUUUUUAGUUCUUUGUGUACGAUUUAAUAUUUUUUCAGCAUGACUUCGAAGAAGAAAAAACAAGCUUCUGGUCAACAGACCCAGAAAUCUGGCUCUGGAAGCACAGCACAACCCAAAACUCCCGGGCGUUUCAAAAUGAAGUCAAAACAAAAGGACGAGAGCGCGAAAGAUUCUUCACCGUCACUUGUUCCAUUUACGAAACAUGGGAUCGGUUAUGCUUCAUUAGUACUGAUAAUCGCUGCAAGUUUUGGGAUAUUCCAAAGCUACCAUGUAUCAAGAAUGUUUGAAAACGAGCGAUUUUUCUCGCAUUUGUCAGCGUUGGAGAGAGAAUUGUCGUUUAGGACGGAGAUGGGCCUGUACUAUUCGUAUUAUAAAACUAUUGUGGAAGCCCCAACCUUCCUUGAUGGAGUUCAUUCUGUUAUGAAUUGCAAUGUAACAGAAUAUCCAGAUACCAUCAACACUCUGAAAAGGUUGAAUUUAUAUCCAGAGGUUGUGUUAGGAUUUGCUUUUCGCAUGUAUGACUCGUUCACCACAAGUUUUAAUAUUCACACCAAGACAUGCUAUACUGUUAACAGAGGUUACAACCAACCUCCUGUACAAAGCUGUGAAGGUAUGGGGGAACUGUCGUUCUUCUAUGUUUAUGCCAUCUUCUAUUUAAGCGGACUCAUGAUAUCCAUGUUUUUCUUGCUCUGCUUUUUUCUCAGUGGCAGUAUCCUCGGUGGACUUAUAGGCACGUUGUCAUACCUGUAUAAUCAUGGUGAAUGCACCAGAGUUAUGUGGACACCACCCCUACGAGAAAGCUUUUCAUAUCCUUUUCUUGUUUUCCAACUUCUGGCUGUUACCUUAACAAUAAAGUCACCUAAGGUUGACUGGAGACACAUGUCAUUAGUUGCCAUAACAACAAGCUUGUUUAUGUGGGACAUUUAUUAAACUUUGUGAUUCAGUUUGGAAACUCCAUGCUUCUGAGUUCAUUCUUCUUGUCAGCUCUCAUCACAACUUUGGCACAUAUCACAAGCAUCUUGCGUUCAAAGUUCUCCAGCUUCAGGAAUUUUGACACGGCUUUGUACACAUGUGCUCCAGAAUUCGACUUUUUAGAUCCAGAGAACCCGAUAAAGUUGACCAAGACGUUGCUGUUACCGGCUGCAAUCGUGUCUGUCACAGCUGUUCUACUAAAGAUUCUAAAAAAUGAGUGGGAUAUCAUGAUGGCUACGAAAGACAAGAAAGAAAAUCCUAAAAUGUCAGAUCCUGAAUCGGAUGAGGAGGAGACAGAAGACCUCAAGAAGAGAGUGAAUCUUAAACCUCACGCAGAGGCCAUGUCUGUUCAAGGAAUCAUGAACCUACAAACUCAGUUUGCGACACAAGGGGAGUACAACAACCCAGAACAAGAGGCACUGGUAGAGUGGAUCAACACCAAGACACCUCGAACUGCUGUGUUUGCUGGUGCCAUGCCAACCAUGGCUACCGUCAAACUGUGCACCGGACGAGCUAUUGUUAACCAUCCUCACUAUGAAGACGUUGGCAUUAGAGAAAGAACUCACAAAGUGUAUCAGAUUUUCAGCCGGAAGCCGCCAGCUGUUGUCUGGCAAACUCUGAAUUCCAUGAAAGUUACCCAUGUUGUUGUUGACGUUCAGUGGUGCAGAGGAAGACCUAAAGCUGGCUGUGGUAUGGUAGACAUCUGGGACCUAGAAGACGAAGAAAACAGGUCUAGACCGAGCUGCUGUAGUGUUCUAAUGGACAAUCCAGCGCCUUUCAAAAAGGCGUUCAGCAACGACAAAUAUUACGUAUUUCAACUCCAUCACAGAUAACACUUUAGUGCUUGCUUUCUCUUAAGAUCGUUAAUUUUUAUCAAGAGGUAUGCCGUCUAUGGCGGUCGCUUGUUUGGGUUUUAAGAUAAUUAACUAAUUUAUGAAACUGGAGUAGGAUUGAAAAUAAAUUUUUACGUAUUAAAAACAGAAAUUCGUGUGCGUUUACGAGC
This is a messenger RNA of Stylophora pistillata, 2051 nucleotides long. Its product is annotated as protein C-mannosyl-transferase DPY19L1. Lineage: Eukaryota; Metazoa; Cnidaria; Anthozoa; Scleractinia; Pocilloporidae. Gene Ontology annotation, cellular component: nuclear inner membrane. Gene Ontology annotation, molecular function: mannosyltransferase activity. The record is from RefSeq and is a predicted model, not a curated record.